AUGAAUGAAAGCGGGCUUCCCUUCAAACGACCGGUUGGUAUACAACUGGCGACCGGUAUAGUGGGACCCAGUGUCUUUAGAUCUGCAAAACAUAUUCAUAACUAUAACUCAGAUGAAAGCUGGCUAAAAACGACUGAUGCAACAAUACCUGAAUCAUUCAUGAGUUUCAAUAUUGUCUCUAGCAAUGUUUUGAUUCCCGAUGAUUUGUCGCCAUCUUGGCCCACUACAAAUAUGUCACCACAUUUGCAUGCCCCAGUUGGUAGACGCUUAUUAUCAGAAACCAACGGGUUAACAGAUACAUUCAUCGAUAAUAAUAUAUCGGAAUAUGAUUUAUUGGACGAUGAAAUUGAACCUCAGGAUGAUGAACACGUAAGAGAUUCCCUAUUAUCUAAAUUACAUUGGGGCCGUCUUACACCAUCUCUAUCUAGUACAGGGAGCUUUCAAAUAUACAAUGAUGUCAAGGAUGUGAAUACCAAUAGGAUGUAUAUGUCACCAGCUUCCAGUCCAGUUUCAUUCCAUCAUGAUUAUCUCCCAAGAGGCGUAGUAAGAAGUCUCAGUAAGAGUGAUUCUUCAGUAAGCUUACCAUCAAAACAAGACAUCAAAACUUCAGGUAGAUACACACUUAUUGAUCCAACCAUUAGAGAUACAUUUAUUAUUGGGAAGAUUCAAACUUCAUUUGACAUAAGAAACUAUAUAGAUUAUCAUGAAUUAAUUGCUUACAGUACAGGUAAAACACAUUCUACCUUGCGAUUGUCAAUUUACAAACAUCAGGGUACAAAAAAUUACAUCAAGGACGAGGCUAAUAUUACAGAGAUUGAUUUACAUAGUAGAAUUAAAACUAUCAAAAUUCCUAUUUUAUCCAAGGCAUAUGCACGCUUCUCUGAUAUCAUCGCGGUGAUUACUGACAGAUCAUUAAUACUCAUAAAGAUCAAAAGUAUAGAUUGCAAUAGAGACUAUAGAAUAAAAUAUCAUGUAUUAGAACCAUUAAGUUUUACAUCCUUGGGUGAUUACCCUUGGGCUGAUGUCACUUUCAAUCCGAUGGACCCUCAACAAUUUGCUGUAGUUGAUACAAAAGGAAAUUAUGCUAUAGGUACGAUUCCAUCACCCCUUCGAAAAUCUAACAAGUUGAGUUUAAAUACCAAAAUGAGGGGAACUAUUUAUGACCCGGAGUCUCUGUCCUCCAGGAAACAUAUUUCUUGGUCAUCAAAAGACUCACAAAUAUUGUUAAUGGAUGAAUCGAAAUUGAAAGAGAUUAAUAUUCUUGAGAAAUACCAGUUGGAGAUGGUACAGGCUAAAAGUUGGUCACAGAUACUUGAUUUUUCAGAGAUAGAUGAAGAUUAUAGAAUUAUGCUAACAUCUAUGGAAAUUAUAGUAUUGAGAACGAGCAGAGACUUUGAUCAGACUACAAGAGUAAUGUCUUGGAAACAUUACUUGAAUUCAAAAGACAGAACAUACCGACUGUUCAUACAACCUGUUACUUUACAAGACAAACAAUUAUACUUCACAUAUAUCACAUCAAAAAAUCACAACAGAGUAUAUUUGCAUGGAUUUACACUGAAUAGAAAUGAUAAUACAUUCCAGACUCUGAGAAGUUCUACGAUACUAGAUAUACCGGGCUUAAAAAAUGGGAUUCAAACUUUACAGUUCGUAGAGGAAUCAUUUGAAAAUGUUGAUGAAGGUGAUGCUUUGACAUUAAAUCUCUUUAUCCGAGAAGUUGAUACGACAUCCAUAAUACAUAUGACCGAAAGUAAUGUUCCUAAAUUCAAAUCAAACGAAAGUGAUGAAUCACUGGGGUUACCUGAAACUUCAAAUUAUUUAUCAAAUACGUAUCCUGAACUUGAGUUUCUAACGAAAAAUAUCACCAAAAAUAUAUUCGCUAGUCAAAAGACAAAAAUUAAUUCCAAAGAAUCAAAUGAUGUCCAGAAAUUUGAAGAGUAUGGGUUUCAUCUAUCAGAGGCAUUGAAUAAAUAUAUCACUGAAAAUGAUGAAGAAAAUAAAAUCGCACCUUCAUUAUUAUCAAAGCUUACCAAUACACCAUCAAAUAUCAAUGACAUGGAGGAAUUCUCAUCUUUUUUGUUCCAAUUUCUUGAACAUUAUAAAAAAGAGGAUAUUGACUUCACCGAUCUAACGGGAAUAUUCAAAUAUAUAGUACAGGAGAACACAAAGGAUAUAGAUAUUUUUUACAACAAACUACUAGAGUACUGGAGUAUAUUGGGUCAAGAAGCUAUCGUUUUCACUAAGGAAAUCGUAAAUGAGUUAGUAUGGGGCACCUUAAAAUACUCAAAAACUAGCUCUGCUAAACAACAAUAUGAUUCCACAUAUCAUAAGUUGAAUAGCUCAUCUAAGGACAUUAUCGAUGAAUGGGACAAUUGUGAUAUGACAGAUAGCUUUUCAGACACCAACUCUACUAUUCCAUUUAGUAGCCAGCCUCAAUUCACUUUAAAUACACAAUCCCAAAUACCAACUAUUAGAUCAUCCCAAAAUAGAAUAUCUAAACGGAACUCUACUAGAGGUGGAUUGUCAAGAAGGAUAAUCCGAACUGCCAGUAAUAUUGAAAAUUCUCAACUUGAUUCCGUUAUUCAAAACACAUUACCUUCAUCAAUGGCUCCUGCAUUUACAUUAAUGGGUAGUUCCGUUCCAUCCACACAGUCUUCACAAGUAUCAAGUAUAAUACCAUUUCAAGUCGGCGGAUCACAAAGAUCUAAAAAGAAAAAGAAAAAGGUUGGCGGAUUUAAUUGA
Messenger RNA from Maudiozyma barnettii, 2739 nucleotides. RefSeq names its product Rrn6p (gene RRN6). The transcript has a single exon. The record is from RefSeq and is a predicted model, not a curated record. Gene Ontology annotation, biological process: nucleolar large rRNA transcription by RNA polymerase I. Bases 1 to 2739 code for a protein of 912 amino acids. Gene Ontology annotation, molecular function: RNA polymerase I general transcription initiation factor binding; RNA polymerase I transcription regulatory region sequence-specific DNA binding. Gene Ontology annotation, cellular component: RNA polymerase I core factor complex. Lineage: Eukaryota; Fungi; Ascomycota; Saccharomycetes; Saccharomycetales; Saccharomycetaceae.